AUGUUGCGGUUACCUUUUGUGCCAAGAGAGCUUGUGUCGAGGUCAAGUGGUGGGUUACAUGGUAAUGCUAGGACAGGCGCCUUGGUGGGAGGAAAAGUUUCGGAGCAGAGGAGGGCGAUUACGAUUGAGCAAUUGGAUAAGGCACGGAAUGAUCGCGAGCGCGUCGUCGUCCUGGGUUCAGGCUGGGCAGGCUUCACAGUCGCCCGCACCCUUGACUCGUCGAAAUACCAAGCUCUAGUAAUCUCGCCUCGAUCCUACUUCGCUUUUACUCCCCUCCUCGCCUCAACCGCAGUCGGCACGCUUGAAUUCAGAACCGCGCUCGAGCCAGUGCGAAGCCGACGUACAAAAGUCGAAUUCAUCCAGGGCUGGGCCGAUGACGUGGAUUUCAAGAACAAGACCAUUACCAUAGAGCAAGCGGUCGAUGAUGCACGGCAGAGUGUUGCACUUGCUGCAGACAGGCAUGCAGACGAGACACCCUCGCAGCGAAGUGAAGAGAAGAAGAAAGAAGUAAAGACGGGAAAACUGUUUGAUGUGAACUACGACAAAUUGAUAGUUACGGUUGGAUGCUACAGCCAGACGUUUGGCACCCCAGGGGUAAAAGAACAUGCCUUUUUCCUCAAGGACGUAGGCGACGCACGCAAGAUCCGGAAUCGCAUCCUCGCAUGUUUCGAAGGCGCCGCUCUACCUACGACAUCUGUCGAAAUGAAGAAGCAGCUGCUCAACUUUGCUGUUGUGGGCGGUGGACCCACGGGCAUCGAAUUCAGCGCCGAGUUGCACGAUUUGAUCAACGAGGAUAUGCGGAGGCUUUACCCGGAACUCAUUCAGUACCACAAUAUUACUGUUUAUGAUGUUGCGGAGAAGGUGCUGCCCAUGUUUGAUAAGAAAUUGGCUGAUUAUGCCAUGCAAAAGUUCAAGCGCGAAGGUAUUCAGAUAAAGACUAGCCAUCAUGUUGAGGAGCUGAGGCCUGGUGCACCUGCUGAACGGAGUCAGCCGUAUGAUGUGGGUCAAGAGUAUUUGUAUACGCUCAAGGUGAAGGAGGAGGGUGAGAUUGGCGUGGGAAUGUGUGUUUGGAGCACAGGACUCAUGCAAAACCCCUUCGUCGCCAGCGCCCUCUCCGACGUCCGCGAAGCCCCUACAAACCUCCACAUUCCCUCUCCUACAUCGGACCCCGCCACCGUAUCUCCCUCAAGCGUAAAAUGGGUCGUCAAGAAAGACGCAAAAUCUGGCUCUAUAAUAACAGAUGACCACCUCCGCGUCAAACUUGUCCCCGAAUCCUCCUUCUCAGACAGCAAAGACAGCAAAAACGCCUCAAUCGAAGCCAUCCACCCCGACGUCUUCGCCCUCGGCGACUGUGGCAUCAUAGAAUCGACAUCCUAUCCGGCCACCGCACAAGUCGCCUCCCAAAAGGCCUUUUGGCUCGCCAAACGCUUUAACAAAGCCGACAUCAACUCUGACAUCGACCCCCAGCCGUCCCCCGCAUCUUCCUCUCUCAAUCCCACCACGACAACAAAGGGCUUCACGUACAGGGAUCUGGGCACCCUGGCGUAUAUUGGUAAUUGGAAUGCACUGUUCCAGGGCGGCGUGGCGUUCUUCCGUGUAUCAUAG
Pyrenophora tritici-repentis Pt-1C-BFP is the source of this 1605-nucleotide messenger RNA. RefSeq lists its product as uncharacterized. NCBI's taxonomy places the organism in Eukaryota, Fungi, Ascomycota, Dothideomycetes, Pleosporales, Pleosporaceae. The record is from RefSeq and is a predicted model, not a curated record. Gene Ontology annotation, molecular function: NADH dehydrogenase activity.